Messenger RNA from Trichophyton rubrum CBS 118892, 363 nucleotides. Its product is annotated as transcription elongation factor spt4. The coding region runs from base 1 to 363 and encodes 120 amino acids. Gene Ontology annotation, cellular component: DSIF complex; nucleus. Gene Ontology annotation, biological process: regulation of transcription elongation by RNA polymerase II; mRNA processing; chromatin organization. The record is from RefSeq and is a predicted model, not a curated record. Lineage: Eukaryota; Fungi; Ascomycota; Eurotiomycetes; Onygenales; Arthrodermataceae. The transcript has 3 exons. Gene Ontology annotation, molecular function: zinc ion binding; RNA polymerase II complex binding.
AUGGCAUCCGGAUCCUUCUACGUCUCAGCCAACCAGCAGCGCUCUUUGCGCGCAUGCAUGGUUUGCUCUAUUGUCCAGCUACACAACAAAUUCAUGAAUGAAGGCUGCCCAAACUGCGAAGCCGUGCUGAACCUCCGCGGAAACUCUGAAGCGAUACAAGAUUGUACCUCGCAGGUCUUUGAAGGAUUGGUUGCCUUGGCUGACGAGCGCGCUUCAUGGGUAGCUCGUUGGCAGAGACUGGACGGGUAUGUUCCUGGAACAUAUGCCGUGAAGGUUGUGGGGUCGCUACCGCCUGAGGUAUUGAGUGACUUGGAAGAUGCGGGAAUAACCUAUAUUCCGUAUGUGAUAAGACUGUAUGCUUGA